UGUGUAUGUCAGUAGCGGUUUGGCAAGCACUGAGUAAGGACGUUUAAGCAGGAUUGAGACUUUCCAGGUAACUCUUCCAGGUAAAUUCAGAGAUUCCUUCGCUGCUGCGGGUGAUGCAACGAGCGGUGAGGGUGGCGCUGCUGGUGGUGGCGACGGCUGUGGUGACUCUGGAUCACCACUGUACCGCAGCCACUGAUUCCAAGAUGCUGUCGCCGUGGGGGUGGCGGUGUGAGGACGGGCGGUGCGUGAAGCACGCGGCGGCGGGCGGCGCUGACCUGGUUCCUCUCAAUCAGUGCAAGCUGACGUGCGGGCGCGCAGGCGUGCUGUGGCCGCUGCCCGCCUCGGCCACCGUGGGGCGCCGCGUGUCGCUGUUCCUGCCACACAACCCGUCCCUCAGGCCCACGUGCCCCGCGGAGGUGUGCCCGCUGCUGCAGGAGGCCUUCGCGCUGUUCCGCGACGCCCUGCAGCGCUACCACCCGGACUACGCCGGCGGGGAGGCGCCAUGGGCCGGCCCCUGGGACGCCGCCACCGAGGCACACUCCUUGGUGGUGGCGGUGACGGUGGAGGGCCCACAGGCGCACCUCACGCUGGACACGGACGAGUCGUACAGUUUGACUGUGAACACGUCCGCCGACGGCGCCGCCACCACGGCCACCAUCACGGCGCCCACCUUCUUCGGGGCGCGCCACGCCCUGGAGACACUAGCGCAGCUGGUGGACUACGACGAGACGCGCGACGCGCUCAUGGUUGUGCAGACGGCGUCGGUGACGGACGCGCCGGCGUUCGCGUACCGCGGGCUGCUGGUGGACACCUCGCGUAACUUCGUGACGGUGGCGGCGCUGCGGCGCACGGUGGACGCCAUGGCCGCCAGCAAGCUGAACACUCUGCACUGGCACAUCACGGACUCCCACGCCUUCCCGCUGGCCCUGCACGCCCUCCCCAACAUGGCCUACUACGGCGCCUACUCCGCCAGGCAGGUGUACAUGCCGGCGCAGGUGCGCGACCUGGUGCAAUAUGCUCGCGUGCGCGGCGUGCGUUUGGUGCCCGAGCUGGACGCACCUGCGCACGCUGGAAACGGCUGGCAGUGGACCGAGAAGGAGGGACUGGGCCGACUUGCCGUGUGCGUCAACCAGGCACCGUUCCUGCAGUACUGCCUGCAGCCUCCCUGCGGUCAGCUGAAUAUCGCCAACCCAGUCUUGUACCACGUGCUGGGUCAGAUAUACGAGGAGCUGCUGGACAUGUUCGCUCCCGUGGAGAUAUUCCACUUCGGCGGCGACGAGGUGAACCUGAACUGCUGGAACUCGACGCAGGAAAUCAGGUCUUGGAUGAUCGCGAACGACCACGGCGUGGACGAGGAGGCGUACUACAGGCAGUGGGCUGUGUUCCAGGAGAAGGCGCAGCAGCUGCUGCAGAAAGCUGCCAAGGGGCGGAAGGUGGAGGGAGUUCUGUGGACCUCUGAGCUGACCAAGCCCGGCAGACUGAACCUGUCCCACAACUCCUCGCAGUACAUCAUCCAGAUCUGGAGCACGCAGGACGACCCGGUCAUCAGGGAGAUGCUCGCCAUGGGGCACAGGGUCAUCUUCAGCAACCAAGACUCGUGGUACCUGGACUGUGGCGUGGGGAACUUCUGGUGCGGGGCGUACAGGGAGUGGCAGAGAGUCUAUGACAACAGCCCGCACAGCAUUGCACAGCAAGCCACGGGCGCCACGCACUCCGACCUCAUCCUGGGAGGAGAGGUGGCCAUGUGGAUGGAGUUUGCGGAUGACAACAACAUGGACGCCAAGGUAUGGCCGCGCGCCGCAGCGCUGGCGGAGCGUCUGUGGACCAACCCGUCCACCUCGUGGCGGGAGGCAGAGACCCGCUUCAUCCACCACCGGCAGCGCCUCGUGCAGCGCGGCGUGCAGGCAGAGCGAAUACAGCCCCAGUGGUGCCACCAGAACGAGGGCCUGUGUUACCUCUAGUGCCAGGCUGUUGUGCUGCUGCUAAAUGCUCCAUAUGGUGCCAGCAAUGCCGCCAAAGCAUGGCACUCCUCUCUCAGUAUAGUGCCAGAGUGCUGAACAAGAGAGGCGCUUGGUGUGAGUGCCUCGGAGUGCUAUCAGAACGAGGCCCGCUGCUACCGUUAGUGCCAGAGUUGUGCUUGUGAGGUCAGUUUGAGUGGCGGGAAGUCUUCACAUUGUAUCCUGACACUGUCUUGCCUGCUGGGAAUAAAAGGAAUGAGCCUCACCUUCACUGUCUCAGU
This is a messenger RNA of Portunus trituberculatus (swimming crab), 2239 nucleotides long. Its product is annotated as chitooligosaccharidolytic beta-N-acetylglucosaminidase-like. Gene Ontology annotation, molecular function: beta-N-acetylhexosaminidase activity. The coding region runs from base 114 to 1961 and encodes 615 amino acids. The record is from RefSeq and is a predicted model, not a curated record. Gene Ontology annotation, biological process: glycosaminoglycan metabolic process; carbohydrate metabolic process; ganglioside catabolic process. The transcript is spliced from 6 exons. NCBI's taxonomy places the organism in Eukaryota, Metazoa, Arthropoda, Malacostraca, Decapoda, Portunidae. Gene Ontology annotation, cellular component: membrane.